AUGGAGAGGGAGCGGGAGUCUCCUGACCCCACCGUCACCUUCUUCCAGCCCCGUGUGAGCCAGGUGCUGGUGCUUUUCAGUUUGUUCAAUGGCAAUGAUGUUGCUUUGAGAAGGUUUUUACCCAAGAGUCAUCUUUCUAAGGUGAUCAUCCGUGAUAACACCAGUGUCCAGCGAGUGCAGGAGAUUAAGGUAAGGCACAUCGAAGACAGCAAAAGGAAGAUGGGCAAUCUAUUUGACCAGAUGAAAAAGAAGUUUGUGCACGACCAGCAGAAGAAGAUGACCCGCUGGAAGAAGGACUAUAGCAGAUACGACAGAAUGCUGCAACAAAUUGACCAGAGGGCCUUGGUGAAAAAAGGCACCCCGAGCUUUGCAUCAUUGGAACCACAGAAGUCUGCUAAUCUAGGAUGGAAAAGGGCAGGCUUUAAGCAAGAGAGAAAAAGGCAGCUUCACUAACAAGCUGGAAAAGUGGCUUUGUGGCUCCACACUGAGUAAA
Molecule: messenger RNA, 493 nt
Organism: Elgaria multicarinata webbii
Lineage: Eukaryota; Metazoa; Chordata; Lepidosauria; Squamata; Anguidae
Gene: C18H5orf52
Product: chromosome 18 C5orf52 homolog
Exons: 3
Coding region: 1-453 (150 amino acids)
Source: RefSeq, a predicted model, not a curated record